Vitrella brassicaformis is the source of this 3238-nucleotide messenger RNA. The record is from the annotation of a GenBank genome assembly. Lineage: Eukaryota; Vitrellaceae.
GAAAAAACGGCCGUUUGUUCAGUUGCCCCGGCUCACGCGAGAACUCCUGAGGGAGAAACAUCCCCUCAAUAUCAUGGACCACAGCAUCCCGGAGUCGGCCACUACCACGACCCCAUGCGGACACACGCCCGACAUCAAGAUGGAGAUCUUCCGCAAAGUGCGCGCAUUCGGCUUCCGCGACGCGUCCGGGGUACUUGAUACGCUUCAGUCGGUGCAGAGGGGAGCGGGGACUCUCCCUUGCAGAUCUAAAGGGAAGAUGCCUUCCACGAUAUCGGCGGACGAAGUGGCUCUUUUCUUCUUAGCUGUACUUGCUCUGGCCCUUUUCUGGCUGCCCUUCCGUUCGAAAGCCUCGCGGCAGCCGCGUAGGGAAACGAGAGAGCGUCUGAAAAAGGCGGAUCCCCUCGAUGUCAUGGACCAUUCCAUUCCCGAGUCGGCCACCACGACGCCUUACGGACACACGCCCGAUGUCAAGAUGGAGAUAUUCCGUAAGGUGCGUGCAUUCGGUUUCCGCGACGUGGCUGUCGUCGGCCACUACUACGGAUCUAUGCCGCGCGUGGAAGAUCAAUUCAGCCAGCUGCUGCGGGCAGAGGAGCCUCGGAUGAGCGGCUGCUGGUUCAUGCUGUCAGCUGGUGAGCAGGGCGGCACUGCAGACAGUGCAGCGUAACAUUGGCCCGCUUGUGUUCGAUUUGUGUCAGGCGAUGAAGACGCGUUGGCGAGGCUGGAUGCAUCUGGCGUCCCCAAUGUGAUGCUGGACUACACAUUCAGCAACCCCCGCACAGGCACCAGCUCACUCGACAGCCUCAAGGCCACCAUCGCCCGCAUUCAGGAGUACUUCAAGAAGCUCGACAGGGAAGUGAUCAUGUCCGCCAAUGCUGACGGUCUGCCUCACCUCGACCGUAUGGUCAGCCGGUCGGGCUACCAGCAUCUGAAGCGCAAUCACCUGUACAUCAACUUCGUGGAUCUGCUGGACUUCAAUGUCAGCAUGGAUGCGCCGAAAGUACAGGUGAGACAGCGCAUGAGCAACUAGAUACGGUGGAUUCUGCAGCCUUCGUUGUGUUGGUGCGCAGAAAGUGAUCGGUUACCUGAGGUCCAAGAGCAUUCCGAUUCUGAAAGGCAUCUGUUUUGAGGGCGCCAGGGGCAUCGCCUUCGCUGAUGAAUACGGCAAAGUGACUGAACGUCUCCGGUGAGUCCUGAAACGACUAAGCAGAGGCGCACCCGCUGCAUAUCUGUUCCUGCUGUUCUCAGGUCGUCGUUUCCUGCGAGUCGUUUCAAGCUGCUGGUGCACUCACACGCCGGGCCGCAUGGCGACAGCUCACAGGCGGUGGCAUUGGAGUGUGUGCGUCGAGGGGCGGACGGCAUCUGGGCGGGGUUUAUCCCUCAGGCCGCCCAGACAGGCCACAACUGCUCCUUGCAGUACCUGGGGUACCUGCACAGCUGCGGCAACAAACAGGUCCAAGAGUUCUACAAACUCAACACGGUAAGUAAUCAACUCGGCUCGUCACGAAGGCCUCAAUCAGGUCGCUGUCUGUCUUCGCCUGAGGUGGUUUGUCUUGCUGCAGGCCGCUGAGACGGCUCGUUCGCUGCACGAAUUGAGCUUCCCCGACGAACCCAUCCCGCCUGACUGCCCCAUGUUUGGCAGCAACUCCUACUCGUGGGUCCACACCGUCUUCAGACACGACCAACAGACACCGCAGGGGCUGCCUGCACGAGUGGUAUGUCGACAUGGAAGCGGGCCAUCAAGAUUACUUGUUUGGAUGCGUACAGGUUGGUGCGACAGAGAGCGCGCGGCUCGCUCCGAUGACGACCGAUGUGGACAUGCUCAUCGAGCGACUGGAUGGCCUCAUCGGCAACGAAUUUUCAUCGAUGCCGGCAUACAAGAAGGAAGGCUACGCCCAGGUCGUCUCGUUAACGAUUCAGCUGCUCCUGCGUGAGGGCUACCGGUGCAACUUCAACGAUCCGGACAACAUUAGAUACAUCUACCAACACGUGAGAAGAACCGCAAAGGGAGAAAGAACGCAGAAAAGCACAAGCGAGCCUUCGCUUUUUCCAGGUUCAUAAGGUCUACAGGGGACUUCCUGAGAGGAAUCUGCUCAUCAAUGAUGAGGGCUCGAUCAUAGAGCAGUCUCACAUGCCUUACCUGCGGGAUUGGCUGAGACGGCCGUCCGAAGACGUACGACUCUGGCUGCUCUAUAGGUGAGAUGAACGUGUGCGUAUCAAGGGUCGUACACGAAAGAAGUGUAUAUCUUGUCUCUUGGCCAGCUCGACACGUGACGUGGACAGCUUCAACAGCCUCAUCAGCAAGGUGGGAUCGACUCGUGGCCUACUCUUCGCCAUCAAGCACAACAACAAGAAGUUUGGCGUCUUCUUCGACGGGCCCCUCAACCAACCCAGCAAUCCGACAUCCACUAUGACGACCAGAGGCGACCUCUUCCUAUUUUCGCUCAGAGGCAGCUUUUCUCGGCCCACACAGAUCCAUCCACCGCAAGACAGACAGCGGGUGGACGUGGCCGGGAAGGACGGGGCUGUGCAGGGCAGCGGCAUGUGGUCCGGCAAGAUCGUGAUGGCAGGCGACUACCUCUGGCUGGGGUUCUCGUGGUCGUCCACCCCGUCCCCCUCCAUCCUCAGCUGUUGUCACGGGAUCCCCAAAAACAUCACACCACCAGGAUUCACCGGCAGGGAGGUGAAUGCGCUCACCUCCCAGACAGCCAAGCAGUUAAGGGGUGAAUACACUCUGGCAGGCAGCGGCUUCUUCACAGCUGACGUGAUUGAAGUGUAUCAGGUGGGUGCGAAAUACACACACAUCUGCACCACAGCGAUGACCCGUGUGAUGCAUCGUGUCUGUAGGUUGUGAGAGGCCGCGCCCCUGCCAUCAAUCGUGACUCCCUCCUGCCCCUGCCCGUCGACUUCCCCCGGCCUCUCUCUGCGAGUGCUCUGUCUUCGACUGAGAGGACAAACCGCACGGCAGCAUGAUCGACUGUCCACGGUGUGAUCUCUACAUGAGGAUGCCUCCUUGUCUUGUGAGAAUCGCAGUGCUUAUUGCAGUCGGGAUUACGUGCCCUUGGUGUUUGUAUGUUCCGUGUCGUGCUUUUCUAUCUGAGUCGUUCCUGUGCUUUGUGCAGCUGUCGAUGAGCAGCCGACAAAUUUGAUUUUUGGACAUGUGAAUGGACUUGGCAGACCUUUCUUGAUCGAGACGUUCGUCUGUCAUGCAGUCGGAUCGAAUGCAACAAAUACAUGUGCG